ACAUGAACGAGGGACACUUGAGUUUGAAUGAACGUUAAGCCAAGUUCAUCAGAUCUUCACAAUAAUGAUAUGACACAAGGACAGUACCACAUUUGUUCAAAUUCAGCUUUAUAGUGAGGGGGAUUUUUAAAGCAACAUUAUGGUAAUUGCUCAUGGCCUCAGUAAUCAUAUUAACGAUCCGCAGCAGAGAUAGAGGUAGGUGUCUGCAGGCGUUACAGUUUUAAAGAGAAAAGUCUACUCUACAUUUAGUGCAUGGAGGUGCUUUGACACAGAACAAAGGAAGAGAAAAAGGUCAAGUUUUGUUUCCUUUUCUUCUCCCUUGGCUGUUGAUAACACCAACAAUCUGGUCUGGUUGUCGAGAUGUCUUCACAAUCGCAUGGAUCUGAACAAGGUGAAAAUGCAGAGAGAAAUUCUACAGCUCUUAAUAAAGAAGUACAGCAACCAUGGUGGGCUUCAUUUAGGACAUUUAUGCAGGAAGUUUAUGUUUAUGGAAUUGUAGUUGGGUAUUGCGUUUCGGCAUCCUUAUUAUCGAUUAUCAACAAGUGGGCAAUUAUGAAGUUCCCGUUUCCUGGUUCUUUGACAGCUCUGCAGUAUUUUUCGAGUGUAUCAGCAGUAGUUCUUCUUGGUUGGUUUAAAGUUUUGGAGCAUGAUAAACUUGAUCUUCAAAUCAUGUGGAGGUUUUUACCUUCUGCAAUGGUCUUCUACUUGUCACUGUUCACAAAUAGUGAAUUAUUGCUCCAUGCAAAUGUUGAUACAUUUAUUGUAUUUAGAUCUGUAGUCCCAAUCUUUGUAGCCAUUGGUGAAACUCUCUACUUGAAGCAGCCUUGGCCUCGCAUUAAAACAUGGUGUGCUCUGGCUAUUAUCUUUGUGGGUGGCUUACUUUAUGUUCUAACUGAUUAUCAUCUCACUGUAACUGCCUAUAGCUGGGCAUUGGCCUACUUGAUGAGUAUGUCCAUAGAUUUUGUUUAUAUCAAGCAUGUGGUCAUGACAAUUGGGUUGAAUACUUGGGGUCUGGUGUUGUACAAUAAUUUGGAGGCAUUGCUUCUCUUCCCAUUUGAACUAAUCAUCAUGGGGGAGUUUCAGCAAUUGAAACAUGUUAGCUCGCGGAAGUCAAGUUUCUGUUCUCUUGAAGUUUUAUUGCCAGUUGGGCUAUCCUGUUUGUUUGGAUUAUCCAUAUCGUUUUUUGGAUUUUCCUGUCGCAAGAGUAUAUCUGCAACAGGUUUCACUGUCCUAGGUGUUGUGAACAAGCUGCUUACAGUAGCCAUCAAUUUGGUAAUUUGGGAUAAGCAUGCAACUAUUGUGGGGACAGUGGGAAUGUUGAUCUGUAUGCUUGGAGGAAUAUUUUACCAGCAGUCAACUACAAAGCCUCGAUGUAUCCCUUCUGAUCCCGUUCCCAACGAUGAGGAAAAGGUACUUCUAAAGCUACCAUCCUCAGAGUUGGAAGCUUCUGCAAAGCAGGCUGUUGCAAAAGAAACUUGAGUCACAUUUUACUAUGUACAAAGGUUCAGAUUAUGAUUAAUAUUUUUUGUAGUGGACUUUUACAGAAAAUUCCUAGUUAUAUAUAAUUGUUGACCAAUGUAAAACGUGAAGAGAUCUGUAACGAAUUUCUUCCAUUGAAAAAGUGUCACAGCUUCUGCAUUUUUGAACAAUGCAGCAUGUACUGCUGUUUAACCUUUUUUUUAAAGAUAAAGUUAAAUGCUUGUUCAAGAUGUGAACAAACCUCCCACAAGAUCUAAUUGAAAGUAGUUUACCACAGAGAUUGUUAUGUUGUAAUGUCUUUACAGACAAACCAGAUUCUGCUUCACCAAAUGAUUUGUUUUUAUCAGUGAGUGAAAGAUGAUGCAGUUGGAUUUGGCAA
Messenger RNA from Cryptomeria japonica (Japanese cedar), 1858 nucleotides. Its product is annotated as GDP-mannose transporter GONST3. Gene Ontology annotation, cellular component: Golgi apparatus. NCBI's taxonomy places the organism in Eukaryota, Viridiplantae, Streptophyta, Pinopsida, Cupressales, Cupressaceae. The record is from RefSeq and is a predicted model, not a curated record. Gene Ontology annotation, molecular function: GDP-fucose transmembrane transporter activity; antiporter activity. The coding region runs from base 361 to 1479 and encodes 372 amino acids. The transcript is spliced from 2 exons.